UACCCCCUUCCUCCUUCCCUCCCUCUCCCUCUCCCUCUCUGUGCUCUGGUAGGUCCACAAUGGUACAGCCAGCAUCUUGCCGCACAAUGGUUGCAAGGUGGUGAGUUGAGGGGAGUGAGAGAGUGAUUCAGCAUCAGCAAGACCGCGGUCCCGUCCACAUCGGCUUUUUUUCCCCGUUCCUCAUCGCCUCUUUUUUUAGUUUAAAAAAAAGAAGAAGAAGAAGAAGAAGAAAAAAGUAGGGGGGUCCUUUAAGCCCCCCUGCCUCCAUCCUUCGCCAUCUUUAUGAACGUUUUAACAAACUGAGAACCUCCAGCCAUGCCCGCCGCAGCGUUUCCCGUCGGGAUGUUUUGAAAAAAAAAAAAAAAAAAAAGGGACUGUCACCGGACUGGGAUCGUCAUCAGCUGGCACGGAAUGGUAUUUAUGAGCAGACAUUUCUUAUAUAACUGCAGCCAACCAAUCCUGGAUGUGAAGAUAGCCUUUUGUCAGGUGUGUGUUCCUUACAGGUAAAAAAGGGUUUUGGAAAACAAGUGGAUGUGUCAUAUAUUGCCAAACAUUACAACAUGAGCAAAAGCAAAGUGGACAACCAGUUCUACAGUGUGGAAGUGGGAGACUCCACCUUCACAGUUUUAAAACGUUACCAGAAUUUAAAGCCCAUCGGCUCUGGGGCUCAGGGAAUUGUCUGUGCCGGCUACGAUGCUGUCCUGGACAGAAAUGUGGCCAUCAAGAAGCUGAGCAGACCCUUCCAGAACCAGACCCAUGCCAAGAGGGCAUACCGGGAACUGGUGCUCAUGAAAUGUGUCAAUCACAAAAAUAUUAUCAGUUUAUUAAACGUCUUCACGCCACAGAAAUCAUUAGAGGAAUUCCAGGAUGUGUACCUAGUGAUGGAGCUGAUGGAUGCCAACUUGUGCCAGGUGAUUCAGAUGGAGCUGGACCACGAGAGAAUGUCCUACCUGCUCUACCAGAUGUUGUGUGGUAUCAAACAUCUGCACUCAGCUGGCAUUAUUCACAGGGACCUCAAACCAAGCAAUAUAGUGGUGAAGUCAGACUGCACCCUGAAGAUCCUGGACUUUGGUCUGGCCAGGACUGCGGGAACAAGCUUCAUGAUGACCCCUUAUGUGGUGACUAGAUACUACAGAGCCCCAGAGGUUAUCCUGGGCAUGGGAUACAAAGAGAACGUGGAUAUAUGGUCGGUGGGGUGCAUUAUGGGAGAAAUGGUGCGCCACAAAAUCCUCUUCCCUGGCCGGGACUACAUCGACCAGUGGAACAAGGUGAUCGAGCAGCUGGGCACACCCUCACCGGAGUUCAUGAAGAAGCUCCAGCCCACAGUGAGGAACUAUGUCGAGAACCGGCCAAAGUACGCGGGCCUCACCUUUCCCAAGCUCUUCCCCGACUGCCUUUUCCCCGCUGACUCUGAGCACAACAAACUCAAAGCUAGCCAGGCCAGAGACCUGCUGUCUAAGAUGCUGAUCAUCGAUCCCGCUAAACGGAUAUCGGUGGAUGAGGCCUUACAGCACCCCUACAUCAACGUGUGGUAUGAUCCAGCUGAGGUGGAGGCGGCCAGAGAUCUCAUCCAAAUAUCCAUGCCUCCGCCUCAGAUCUACGACAAGCAGCUGGAUGAGAGAGAACACUCCAUUGAUGAAUGGAAAGAACUCAUCUACAAAGAGGUGAUGAACUUUGAGGAGAGAACGAAGAAUGGCGUUGUGAAGGGACAGCCUUCACCUUCAGGUGCAGCCGUGAACAGCAGCGAGAGCCUCCCUCCCUCCUCCUCCAUAAACGACAUCUCCUCCAUGUCCACCGACCAGACCCUGGCAUCAGACACCGACAGCAGCCUGGAGACCUCUGCAGGGCCCCUGGGGUGUUGCAGGUGACUAGCCGCCUGCCUGCGCAACCCCAUGUUCUUCCGACGGUGAAGAAAAAAAAAACCCCACCCCCCGAAAACGACCGACUUAAAAUACGUGGAAAAAAAAAAGAAAAAAAAAGAGUAAAGAUCAAAAUGAAUAUAUUAAGAACAAAAAACGACGAGUUAUGGAGAAAAAAAAAUCCAAAAAUGAUGAAAUCUAAAGAAGCCUGUGCAUUCAUUUCAAAAACAGCAGUGGUAUUUAUUAAACUGACGUAAAUGAGCUGAGAUAUAUGUUAAUGAUCCUCUAGUUGCUUUGCUUAUAUUACCCCACAUAUCUUGUAUAUGGCAUCCGAAUACAGAAACGACCAAACGCUUCAACUUGCAUCUCCUGUAAAAAAAAAAAAAAAAAAAAAAAAAGUGCGUCUUGGCUGGCUGCUGGUCUCCCAGAAUUCCUCACAGGAAGCAUUUAUGCGCCGAUCAUUGUGGCAAGGUGGGCGGCCAUUUUGCCAACACUACUGUACAAUACAAACUUUCACCCUCUCCCUCCCCUUUCCCACCCUUAUGUAACAACACUGCUGUAUUUUAACCUUCUAGGCUCGGUCUCAGACAUCCCCCCCUCCCCCCCACACACACCUGACACUGAUGUAAGGUUGCCUGAUUUGUGUGUUUUUAUGUGGUUAUUCUGCAGGGACACGUAGCUGCUCUCACCCAGAGCGGCGCCCAUCUCCCCCCCCAACACCCCCUCCCUCCUCCUCCCCCGGGCUUCAUGUAAAUAAUGUAAUUCUGUACAGUUGAAGGGCACACGGAGCGGGACUGACGGCCAGUACACUGGGAGUUUUUCUUUUUCUGACUAGCGCACCUUGCCACAUCACUGCUUUCUCACCUCAGUUGCCCCCCUGCCUAUCGCUGUAGUCCUGCAUGAUUAGAUUUAAAACGAUGCUAAUCUCACUGUAUGCUAAAAACGAGUCUGUAUAGGGACUUUUUUUUGUUUAUAUACGAUGUAAACUAACUCCAGACAUGAGGGGGAUGACGGGGGUCUGGUCACAGGAUAGGACUGUGUGAGUGUGUGUGUGUGUGUGUGUAGGUGUGUGUGUGUGUGUGUGAUAACCACAGGCAAGCCAUUAUUAAGACAUUAGUAAAUGUCAGGGCUGAACUGGGACUUAAAGGGUCAGUACACUCAGUAGAGUGAAUUAUUUUGAUUGUGCUCAGACUUACGGAGUUUAAAAAAAAAAAGAGAAAAGUCUGAUUUGUGUGUAAUGUCCCUUUUAUUUCUCCUGGCAGUGAAUGAUUGGUCCCUCCACCACCCCACGGGCUGUCCCACAGCCCUGCAUGUCAUUGUGUACCGUUUAACCCCCUCGUAGGCGGAGGCGGUCGGUCUGUUUCACUGUGGUGUCACCACGCGGAGACGACUCUUAUUUAUUUGACUGAAACACAGACGGCUUUUAGGGAAGAGACACAGAUGAUGCAGUUGGUAGUUCUGAUGGCGGGCGGUGAGUGUUAACCUCGUAGCAAAGCUCUAAAGUAAAACAUGCACAUCAUUAAGAACUGGACAGAGGCUCCCCCAACUCCAUUAUUUCUCAGCUGGGAAGAUUUAUUUAUUGAUUGGUUUAUUUUGAGAGGUUGAACCUGAGUAUGGCAAGUGCCUUUUGGAGCGAAGCAUCGCAAGUGCAGGAGUUAUAUUUUACUUUUUUUGUUGGUAUCUUUUCCUCUGCUUCUUCUUUUUCUGCCUUAAAACUAUCCGAAUCCCCGACGGCCCUAAUAUUUAAGACACAUAAAUAAUGUUUGGCGCUUUAACUUGAGGUUUUAGCUCACGAAAAUGAGCUUCUGUGGUGAGAAAAUCAAACGGCUUUCAUCUGAUUGUAUGGCUGUAAGGCAUCCUCGUGCUAGUUUUUACACAACACGACAGGGUUUUCAGGGUUUUCUGCCACUUUGCAUAAUGAUUUUAGUGAAUUCCUCCUAAAACUGAAUCCAUCUCCAUUAAAUAGUGUGACACAGUUUUUGUUUUGUGUUUGGGAGACUGAAAUCAUCAACCAUCUGACGCCCAUACCCUUCGAAAACACUCGAAUGGCCCUCAAGUCGAGCGCGUACCUCCUCCAAGGUCCGACAGUCCCCUCUAUCAGCAUCGACUCGUCCUCCCUCAUAGAUACCUGCCACCUGCGUACACCUGAUUUUUUUUUUCCCCAUCAAGAUCCAUGUGUUUCUCUCUGAGAAAUUAACAAAAAUGACGAAAGGUGCCCGAUCUCGCAGUGUCAGAGAAAGUGAGACAGAAAUGACUUGACGUGUUAAUUUUGUCUGGAUCCUCACAAAACUUCAGCGGGGUCGACCCAACGGACGCCCCCUUGGCGGAGUUUUAUGACUCGCAGCUAAGUGAGUUAGCAACAGUUUCUGGAUGUGCAGAGCUUGACUGCAUCUUUCUUUUCAUCCAACUACAAAAAGCAACCGGUCAAUCGAUUAGCUGUUUAUUCACUGUUUAACCUUCAAAAUCUUAUUUGCUGUGUAUAUUUCCGCUGUUUAGGAACUGUGAGCUGUGUUCGCGCCAACGAAACAAACAGCAGAUCGUCCUCACAUCAGGCUGCGUGAUAAAUCCGAUCACCUCUCUAUAAUCUUGCGGUUAUAGAUGAGAUUUUAACCAAAAACAUAACGGUUUCACUGUAUCACUGUAAACAUUGUGACACUGUUUCAUGAUUCUAAGCCACAGAGACCUUUAAGGGCCUGAAAGCAGAAGGUUUUAUUUGUUUGAAGAAAAUAUUCUGUACUGUCGGACGUGAGACUUGAUUUAAACUUGAAAUAUAGACAUUUUAAACAACGCGAGUACGGUACAAUUCAAUGUCAUGUAUAAGCAAAUGCACUCGGUAUGAUAACUAUUAACUUUGACACCACGGUAUGCUUUGAAACUGGCAUGUCGCUGCAACUCUUCACUGUAAAUGUGACUUUAUUGAAAGAAAUCGAGGAAACUUAUUACCUGAAAAUGACCAAGUAAAGCAGACUUAAUCAUUUUCAGUUGUUUAAAACCGUUCAGCUCGUACAACUUAAAUGUAAUAGUCUAUUUUACUUGGUAUUUUUCUGUGGUAAUCGUUUUUUCUCACUUGUUCCAAGCGAAGUUAAAAACAUCCAGUGCACUCACUCAACUUGACAAUCAGCUGAUGGACGACACAGAAAAACAAGGUUUUCUGGACAAAGAACACGCUUGAGGAUGCGUUCAGUGUCUCUUAAUGACACAAACAGGGAAGCGUGUGUUUGUCUCGUGCAUGCCGAGAAACAUUCUUCAGAGCAACUUCUAUAAAUAUCACCGUGAUUCCAACUGUAGGAAACCACACCGCUCCACAGUACAGUAACGGUUCAAUCUGAGGCGCGACGUUGUUAUAAACAUGCUUUUCUUUACAAGUCUCACUGUAUGUCAGCUGCAGCUCAGUGUAGCUGUCACUGUACAUAAAAAACCCGUAACUUGGAACGUCUACUUGGUUAACACUCGUUCUGCUGGUGGCUCGUGUGCAGUGAAACCACACACUGACUCGACAAACCGAGGGUGCACAGCGUCUCCAGAAUAAGCUACGGCUGGCUCGGCUUUUUCUUGUUCAGGGUCUGGCCAGGGCGAUCCUUCAGAAAACAGGGUGAAAUUCUUUGUGUUUUUGACAAAAAAAAAAACAAAACAAAAAAAGUUUCUCACUCACAGAGUGGUCUCGUGUUCGAGUCCUCCCACCACGGACACUCUCACGGUACUGUCGCAGAUACUCUACAGGGCAUUUUUUUAAAAACCAUCCUCGACUACAUUUCUUUUCCUUUCUUUUACGUGUUCUGGUCACUGAGUACAAAUACGACAAAGAAACAUGUUCUUUUUUUUUUUUUUUUUCUUAUUUUCUUUCUGUCUCUGAAUGUGAUCUUUUUUAUAAGACAUCCCUCAAGACAAUUAUGUAAAAAACAUAAACAAGGUGCUUUUGGGAAAGAAGGCGAGGCGAUUUUAAAAGACGAGAUGCGGCUGUGUCGUCAGCGCUGAAUGUAGAAAUGUUUCUCACCCGCGUCAUCGCUGCUCUGCUUCGUCAUCAGUGUGCGUGUGAUUUCGAGUUAAACCGGCACUGAACACAAAGCGUCCGCACGGCAUCACGCCGACGUUUUGUGGGAUUUGCUCUUUUAAAAAAAAAAAAGAAUGUUUGAUGGAGCGUCAGUGCAGUCACGUGUUUGGAUAAAAAAGUAGUUCAUGUGUGUUUUUUUCAUGUUCAGUCACUUAAACUGUAGAAUUAGGAAAAAAAUGUGGCAAGCGUCCGAUCCUGCGACUUAAAAACGAUCCCCUCGUGGAUUCAGGAUGGGCCAAAUUCAUGUUUUAUUUUUCAUUCAGCCAUGAUUUUAUAGCCAAUAUGAAACACGUCACGAGUUAAAGGAGACACCUCGUACUCAGCUGUGCCAACGCGUCAUCUUUGGACUUCGGUACUGGUGAUUUUCCUCAGCUAACUGAUUUUCCUUUUUAUUUGGAGUCAUAUUGUAAAUAACAACAAUCCGACGACGCAAUAAAACACUUUAUUGCACUCAAGACAGGGAGGCAAAGCUACUGCUAAGGGUCAGGUGAUGCUACAAAAAUGUUACGAGUCUUAAACGUGGACUGAAACGACGAUGAAACCCUGUUUAGCUCAUCUGAAUCAGGUGAUGCUGUUCUUUCGGUUCUUUUAAGAUUCUCUCUCUCUCUCUCUCUCUCUCUCUCUCUCUCGUUUCUUUCACUCCGUGCUGUUUUAAUGAAAUCAUUCUUUUUUUUUUUUUUUUAAUUAUUUUUGGUCAGGUUGAAAACGAUAAAGAAUAAAAAAAUAAUUAAGAAAUUGUAUCUGUUUCACGCUGAUUCUCGAGGCUUCAGGCUAUAGCGUUUCAAAAUAAAGUCAAAACAAAUGCAAAAGAAAAAGAAAAAAAAUUACUGAAAGCUGUUACUGUAAACACAAACAUUUUAAAGGAACUGUGUAUGUAUAAAUAGUAUAUGUAUGUGAUUGAAAAUAAACAAAACCUUUGAUCUUGGA
This is a messenger RNA of Acanthopagrus latus (yellowfin seabream), 6837 nucleotides long. RefSeq names its product mitogen-activated protein kinase 10 (gene mapk10). Gene Ontology annotation, cellular component: nucleus; cytoplasm. Gene Ontology annotation, molecular function: JUN kinase activity; ATP binding. Lineage: Eukaryota; Metazoa; Chordata; Actinopteri; Spariformes; Sparidae. Gene Ontology annotation, biological process: JNK cascade; protein phosphorylation. The transcript has 14 exons. The record is from RefSeq and is a predicted model, not a curated record. Bases 561 to 1868 code for a protein of 435 amino acids.